AUGAAGCACUUGAAACAACCUCAAUGCAGCAUCAAUAAAUCCUAUGCCAAUGUUUGAGUUCUUGGUAUUAGCCAUAAAGAGCCAUGCUCCGAGGCUGCCUCAAAUCCGAGCAACAUGAAACAAGCCGCUUGAAUGUGUACCCCAAGGGUAAUGAUGGUGACAUCCGAGAUCCCACGCGGGCCCCAACAUAUGCUCGAUGCUGAAACCUCGGUCUGCCGUAGUUCACAAGAUGUCAGUUCCACCCAAGUUUUGGUUGAUGAGGGGGAAAGUCAAAGCACAGACUGCGAUCAUCCCCUCGCAAACUAACUUGUGUGAUCACAUCGUCUGAGUUCGUUGGGAAAGCCUGG
Aspergillus vadensis CBS 113365 is the source of this 347-nucleotide messenger RNA. RefSeq lists its product as uncharacterized. The coding region runs from base 133 to 306 and encodes 57 amino acids. NCBI's taxonomy places the organism in Eukaryota, Fungi, Ascomycota, Eurotiomycetes, Eurotiales, Aspergillaceae. The record is from RefSeq and is a predicted model, not a curated record. The transcript has a single exon.